Messenger RNA from Atta colombica, 1114 nucleotides. RefSeq lists its product as uncharacterized. The record is from RefSeq and is a predicted model, not a curated record. The transcript has 5 exons. The coding region runs from base 377 to 1114 and encodes 245 amino acids. Lineage: Eukaryota; Metazoa; Arthropoda; Insecta; Hymenoptera; Formicidae.
GUCAGUGGUCUCCUUGAAUAGCGUCUCCCCGAAUGCAGCCAUAUUCGGCCAGUAUAAACACUAUAAACAUUACGACAUGAGAUGAUAUCGAGGAUAUCGAAGGAAAUAGAUCGAGUAGUGGAGUUUGUGAAACGUCCAGAAACGCGAAUUUCAAAGUUUUAAAUUUUCAUAGUUCAUGGCGUGGCGAUUAUAGAGACAAGAAACGGAUUAAAUUUGGUAAAUAAUAAUACUGACGUACUAUGAGCACGACCCACUGAUCAACAUUGUGAUUGAUGCGACACUCGCCUGUGAUCUGAGACGUAUAGGUGGCCGAGAGAUAGCCUGGAUCCACGAAAUUCUUUUCUAAACCCAUACAUUUCAGCCGAAUACAUUUCAAAUGACAAAUACUAUGGGUGGAGCGCACUUAUAUACACCACAGUCCAUCUUACAACAGAUGAUGAACCAACAGAAUUUACAGCAGCAACAGAAUCUACAACAGAUUGGACCAUGGAUGCAAACACCACAAGUACCACCAAUAACUAUUCCCUGGAGUGUACCAGCAUUACAUCAAUCAGAAUUGGUUAGAUUUACUGGAGAGACCAGCUCUGGACCAAUACUUCAUCAGAAAAGAAAAUUAGAAGCACCAGAUGUUGUAGAUACGCGUCAAACAAAGCAGUUUAUAACAGAAGAAAAAAUAGCUGCACAUUUUAAAGAUCUGCACAUUAGUUCUAAUUAUGAAUCCGAGAAUCCGGUGCCAUCAACUUCUACUGUUCAUACAUCAUCUUCCUGUUAUAAGCCAUUAAAUAUGGAUUUGGAUGUCGAUGCAACAAAUGCAUUAAAUACAGAACAAACAAGCAAUCUACAUCCAAGAUUGGUCCUUUCAGAGGAACUCAAGCGAAUGCAAGAGGAACCUAUUUUGCCAUCGACUCUUAUAUCUAAAUUAGAGAGACCUUCUAUGGCUCUGGUUCUUUGGGAACCACCAAAUAGACAUCUCCGUAUCCUACCAACGAGAGAUACUCCAACGCCAAUUCCGAAUACAUCUGACGACAAUAAUAACAACAAUAAUGUUACUAUUCCCGAUCUAAAUAACAUAUUAUCCAGUGCCAGAUCAGCAUUCGAGCCAAUGGAGUUAUGA